AUGGCAGACAAAGUACCAUCAUUAUCAAAGCCUCUGCAAAUUGGCAGCUUGACUCUGAAAAAUCGUGUAAUCAUGGCUUCAUUGACACGAAACCGAGGCAUGAUUCCUACUGAAGACUUACACGUCAAGUACUAUGCACAACGAGCUUCUGCUGGCUUGAUCUUGACAGAAGCAACCUUUAUUGAACCUCAAGGAUCUGAAUGGCCUGCAGCUCCAGGUCUAUGGUCUGCCAAACAAAUCGCAGCCUGGAAGAAGGUCACUGAAGCCGUUCAUGCCAAAGAUGGCGCCAUCUUUGCCCAGCUCUGGCACAUCGGACGAGUUGCUCAUCCUCUCCAUCAAGCUGGUCAGCCAAAUGUUGGCCCAUCAGCAAUCGCUGCCAAAGGUGGCAAGUUCCGUUACUUGACUGGCGCUCCAGGAUAUGUGACUCCUGAAGCUAUCGCUACAGCUGAUGUUCCUCACUACAUUGGUUUGUACCGAAGAGCUGCAAAGCACGCCAAAGAAGCUGGAUUCAAUGGAGUUGAGCUUCACGGCGCCAACGGCUAUCUCGCUGCUCAGUUCAUGGAAUCUUCGUCGAACAAGAGGACUGACAAUUAUGGUGGUAGCAUCGAAAACCGUGCUCGAUUCCCUCUCGCUGUCAUUGAUGCACUGAUUGAAGAGAUGGGAGAUUCCAAGAAAGUCGGAAUAAAAAUUUCGCCUGCUGGAGGAUACAACGAUAUGGGCGAUCCAUUGCCUGAAGCCAUUGAAUUCUUCUCUUACUUGGUCGAUGAACUGGACAAGCGAAACAUUGGCUACAUCCAAUUCAACCGAUACACUCCAGACUUUGAUCCUGAAGGUCGUGGAAACAAGAUGGAUGUGGUUGCUGAAUUGCUGCCUCGCGUUAAGAAUGCUGCUGUCUUUUUGAACGGUGCAUUGACAGGUGAAGAAGCUGAAGGACUUGUUCAAUCUGGAAAGAUUGCUGGUGCAGUCUUUGGUCGUCCAUUCAUUGCAAACCCUGAUCUUCCAAAGGCACUGCAAACAGGCGCUACAAUCAAACAUCCUGACUAUAUGAAACUAUACGGUACCAUGGGUGAAGAAAGUACAUGGGCCGCUGGCUACAAUGACUACCCACCAAUUUCUGCUUGA
Molecule: messenger RNA, 1122 nt
Organism: Synchytrium microbalum
Lineage: Eukaryota; Fungi; Chytridiomycota; Chytridiomycetes; Synchytriales; Synchytriaceae
Exons: 13
Coding region: 1-1122 (373 amino acids)
Molecular function (GO): FMN binding; oxidoreductase activity
Source: RefSeq, a predicted model, not a curated record